AUGCUUCAGAUCAAGUUUUCUCUCAAUGCCAAUCACUAUGGAGAACAAGGGAGCUUCGACUUCUUACCUGGAGAAAAUUCAGAGAAAGAGAUUCUAGACGCAGUCCGCAUCUCUUGUAAACUUCAGUCGAUGUUGCCUAUCGAAACGGUCAUCAGCCUUUACAAGCAGAUUCAAGCUGAUGCAGACUGUUUAAUCGAUUAUGAGGUGAAGCACAACAGCUCUGGACAAUUUUCUUCAUCGGCCCUGGAUGGUAGCCCAAAUCAAGGCCAUCUUGCAGUAUCGUCAGACGGGGUGGUCCAACCGAACGACCAAAACUUGUCCGAUGUAUCCGUCGACACCCGUAAUCAAUCUUUUCCUAACGAUUUCGACAAGUAUCUCCCGGACGGCCCAAACAUAAACUCACCAAACAACUCGGAUGUAACUUCUCACGACUCCGCCAUCGAUUUAGACGAUGACCACCAAUAUACCUCGACUCGGCCUGGAUCUUCAAAAACCUUGGGUACCCAAUAUACGAAGAACGAGACGCAUAUUCGUUCGGUCAGCCUAACGAGUCCAACGAUUGGGCGACUGGAGAGGUCAACAAAAGUGACACCAGAGGAAAUUGAAUCGAGAGGCGCAACACCUGAACGCUUCCGACAAUCCUUGUCGAGACCCCAGCCGACAGUUGAAGAUGCUCCCGAUGAGGACGAAAUUGCUGCUAUCAAUUCAAUUGGCUCUGACGACAUUACCUCGAGUGAACGAUACUCAUUUGAACGAUACUCAUUAGAACCACAGCAACGAGCCGACUAUGCUCCUAGCAAUGCAAGGGGUAGUGACCCUGAUGAUUGUUCAAUUUCGAAUGAAAGCUUUGGGGAAUCGGAUAUUAACUUGGCCAUUGGUGAUUUUGGUGAUUCUAUGAGGUUUUUGAGUGAAGACGAGAAUUCGGUCGACUUGACCUCGAAUCCCCAAGGUCGCAUUUCCAGAUCUAUCUCUCCGCUUAAUAAUAAUGGCCUGUCUGCGCGGCCUAAGAAGCUUUCAGAUGCGUCCCACUUGCCCUUGUCAAUUGGGGGUUUUCAGGCAAGCUCCAAGCGGAAGCUUUCCCUUGCUGUUGAAUCUCAAUCAGACCAAUCCUCUAGGAACCUCAGGCCCCGCCUUGCCCUUGAGCAAUUAGAGGAGCCUGAGCAACCGGAGGAGCCGGAGCAACCGGAGGAGCCGGAGCAACCGGAGGAGCCGGAGCAACCAGAGGAGCCGGAGCAACCAGAGGAGCCGGAGUAA
Penicillium crustosum is the source of this 1254-nucleotide messenger RNA. RefSeq lists its product as uncharacterized. Bases 1 to 1254 code for a protein of 417 amino acids. The record is from RefSeq and is a predicted model, not a curated record. Lineage: Eukaryota; Fungi; Ascomycota; Eurotiomycetes; Eurotiales; Aspergillaceae. The transcript is spliced from 4 exons.